Nothoprocta perdicaria is the source of this 440-nucleotide messenger RNA. It is a transcript of the gene IKBKG, whose product is annotated as inhibitor of nuclear factor kappa B kinase subunit gamma. Lineage: Eukaryota; Metazoa; Chordata; Aves; Tinamiformes; Tinamidae. Gene Ontology annotation, molecular function: K63-linked polyubiquitin modification-dependent protein binding. The record is from RefSeq and is a predicted model, not a curated record. The transcript has 4 exons. Gene Ontology annotation, biological process: positive regulation of canonical NF-kappaB signal transduction. Gene Ontology annotation, cellular component: IkappaB kinase complex; nucleus; cytoplasm. The coding region runs from base 1 to 438 and encodes 145 amino acids.
AUGUCCCAGCUGCGGGAGGCCGAGGAGGCCCUGGCCGCCAAGCAGCUCCUCAUCGACCAGCUCAAGGCGGAGGCCGAGCGGCAGCGGGCGGCGCUCGAGACCGUCCCCGUCCUGCAGGCCCAGGCCGACAUCUUCCGGGCGGACUUCGAGGCGGAGCGGGCGGCGCGGGAGCAGCUCCACGCGCAGCGCGAGCGGCUGCAGGAGAGCGUGAGCGCGCUGCGGCGGCGCUGCCAGCGCCUGCAGGAGCAGGGCGACGCCUGGGCCCGCAUGGAGGAGCUGCGGAACCGCCACGCGGAGCAGCGGCCCCUGCCCGGGGCCCUGGGGGGGUCGCCCCCCCCCGGCGAGGAGGAGCCCCCCCCGCUGUGCUGCCCCAAGUGCCAGUACCGGGCGCCCGACAUGGACACGCUGCAGGUGCACGUCAUGGACUGCAUCAAGUGACA